AGUUAAAAAUAGUCCUACGUGGAAAAUGCCAAGUUAUUAAAAAUUGUAGUAAUAUGUAAAAAAGAAAAAUCAUAGAAGACCGAAUGACAGUAUGGCAGACGAAUGCAAGAAGGAAGAUAGUCACGUACUGCAUGUUGUAGUUGUUGGAUUUCACCAUAAAAAGGGGUGUCAGGUGGAAUAUUCUUACCCUCCAUUAAUACCUGGUAACAAGGUUGAUAGUCAUGACGUACCAAAAGAAUGGAAACAUUUACCAUCGUUAGCUUUACCAGAUGGUGCACAUAAUUUCCUAAAAGAUACUGUGUUUUUCCAUCUGCCUGGAAGAAAUGGAAGUAAUAAAACAGUGUAUGGGGUAUCAUGUUACAGGCAAAUGGAUGCUAAGGAUUUAAAGAAUAAAGACUCAGAAGUAACAAGAAGUACAAUACAGAAGAGUGUUUGUGUACUCAGUCGAUUGCCUUUAUAUGGUAUGAUUAAAGCCAAGUUAGAGUUAAUAACUCAUGCUUAUUUUGAUGAAAGAGAUUUUAGUAAGGUUGAACUCUUAGAACAGACAUAUAACAAUAUGAAAUUGUCUCUUUCUGAAAAUAUGCUAGAUGGCACCCAAGUUUACCUUGGUUUAUCACCGAGAGAACUUGUUUUACAAUUUAAGCAUAAAAUAGUUCUAUUGUUUAAGCUAAUGUUACUAGAAAGAAGGGUAUUAUUUUAUGGUGCCCCAGUGGAAACAUUAGGUGGUUUAAUACUCACAGUUUUAUCAUUGUUCCCAGGUAUGGUUGAAUAUGGUUUAGAUGAAGCAGUUAAUAAAUCAUCACAAAAGGUUUCUUCUUCUUCUCUCAAGAUGGCAGGAAGUGAUCAAGAGGAAUCGGAUGGUUAUUUGGAAAUAAGUUACACAGAGACAGGAAGUGACUCGCCCUUAUAUACCAAUGUGCAAUCUAAUUUAUCUGGGUCUCGAUCUCAUCACAGCAUAGAUACAGAACCAGAAUCGCCAACGAUUCCUCGUGAUGACAUAUUUACCCAACAUUCCCUAGAAAGCUCAGAUAAUUUACAUCAUAAAAAAAAUAAAGACAAUACUGAUGAGUUAUCUCCCUCUGUGCAUAGUUACCAUAGUGAUAAAACAAAGGUUAAAGGUAAAUCUAAUAGUAGUCAUAGUAGUGAACUUAAAGGUCAAGGUCAUAAUUCUGGCAUGAGCAAUCAAGCAAAAAGUGCCCCGGUUGCAAUAGACAAUGCUACCAAAAAAGAAAAUACAUCAAGCGGUUCUUUGCCGACUUCUGAAAUUAUUUUUGCUAAAGAAAGUAGUCCUUUACAAGAUUUGUAUAGUAUUACACAUGUAGAAGCCAUACAAACUGCUAAAGAUAAUGAAUUGCCUAGUGAUCAUUCUCAGGACCAGCUCGAUAAUUAUAGUACCGAUAAAUCACUUCAUCAAAAAAAGGAAUUGAGUUUAUCAAUAUCCCCAAAUCUACCAGUACAGAAGACAAUGAGUUUAGAUAUAGAAGAUCUCGAUUCACCAGAAAGCAUAAGUAAAAUAGAUAGGGAAGAUUGUUUUUCUUGGGAAGAUGAUCGUCUCUUAUUAGCCAUUAACGAUGAUAUGGACACAAAAGCUACAUCUGAUGAAAUGUCAGACCAACAACAAGAUGUUCGAAAAGUUUCAAAGGGAAAUGACUCUGAAGGUUCCGAUUCACGUCCAUCAAGUAGACAAAGCAGUCCAGGUGUUAGGGCUGCCAUCUUGAAAAACAAACUGUCAUCUGCGUUUGGCAAUUUACAAUCCAAAUCAAAGGUCAAGAGUGAAAGUUCACCAGUAGAAAUGAAGCCCUUAUAUGGUGGACCAGAAUUACAUCAAGAUGAAUAUGGUUUCCCAUUGGCUAUUUUCACAAGGGGCACUGUUUGUCAUCCAUAUCUUAGUUUACAAUACCAUGACAUUCUACAUGACAUUACUAUAAGAAGCUUUGUGAUUGGUGCAACAAAUAUACUCUUCAAACAACGGAAAAAUCUAUUGGAUGCAAUUGUUGAGAUUGAAGAAGGUAAAAUCGAAAUACAUGAUAGAGAAUUACAGAAACAUCUACAUUUAACAACCGCUGAUUUAAGAUUUGGUGAAUAUAUUGUUAAAACAGUUAUUGAAGAUAAAGAUAUUUACUUAGAUGGAACAGAAUGGGAAGGAGGUGAUGAAUGGUUGAGAGCUCAAUUUAGAUUAUAUUUACAAUCACUAUUAGCAACCAUGAUGCAAGAUGAUAUAAAGUUGCAGGAAGAUUUUGGUUUAGUUUUUAUCUCUGCUUGGAAGACAACUAAUAAUUAUCGUUACUGGAGUUCAGUGUCACAUCCAGCCCUUCACAACAUUCCCACAGGUCACCCAUUUCAAGGUAAUUUAAAUAUGAAUGAUAUUCGGAUGAGAUUAUCCCAUACUAUGCAGAAUACUGAAAGAGGAAAGAAAUUAAAUGCUGCUGUGGUACAGACAGGAAAAUAUAUGGUAGAAACUGGCAAAGCUGUUGGUGGUGCCUUAAACCAUGCAAAGUCAGCUGUAUCAUCAUGGUUCAGUAGCUGGCGACAAGAAAAACCAACCACUCCCCCCUCUGAUAAUACAACUAUGUCACCAACAGAGGAAGAGGCAGCCAGUUCUAGGAAAAGUUGAACUGUAGAAUUAUCAAAUCGCUAAAUGAAUUCUUAUUUGCAUUUUUUACAUUUUGUUAUGUUAUGAUAUUUUGUUGCAGUGAUCACGUAGAGUAAAACAGUCUGUGAAGUUGUUAAUGUGUCAAUGCAUUUAAAAUAGUGAUUACCAAAAUAUGGUGUGUACCCAACAUCUAUUUGGGGGUAAAUUUCAGUGUUUUUACUAAAAAUCAUUGGAUUUAGAUAAAAUUAAACUUUUAAUAAUGUGGUAUAUUGCUGAUUCAUUGCACAUAUUUUACAUUAUAAGAAAUCUUCAGAAUGUCGAUAGGCAUUUAUAUUUAUUGUACUUACACUUAAAAUAUUUGGUUUACAUUGUAUAUUAAUUAAUGGUAUGCUACUUAUUUCAUUUUGUAAGUUGUAAGUAAUCAUCCUGGAUUUAUUUUGUGUGAAUGUUUUUGCAUUGAUCAGGGAUAGGUUGAUCAAAGGUUUGUGGUUUCAUUAAUCAAAUCUUCAUGGGUGGAUUGAUCAGUUACUUAUAAAUCUAUUGAUGAAUGGUUCAUGUAUAAGUUUGUGAAUGUAUUAAUCAAAUGUUCAUGGAUGGAUUGAUCAAUUUCUCAUAGAUCUAUUGAUGAAUGGUUCAUGGAUAAGUUUGUGAAUGUAUUAAUCAAAUGUUCAUGGAUGGAUUGAUCAAUUUCUCAUAGAUCUAUUGAUGAAUGGUUCAUGGAUAAGUUGAUAAACAUUUUUUGAAUGCAUUAAUCAAAUGUUCCUGGAUGCACUGAUCAAUUACUCAUGGAUUUGUUCAUGGAUAAGUUGAUCAGUUACUUAUAGAUCAUACUCCUCGCAGUGUUGUUUCAUUAGAGCUAAUCCCACUAAACACUGCUUUAAUGGAAGCAAAUUUCUGUUCCAAAUUAUGACUGGUCAAUAGUCCGAUUAACAACCAAUAGCUAACUGCCUAACAAUAUCAUAACAUUUUAAACAAAUCUCCAAAUUGGACCAAAUAUGAUACAUAACGUUACGUCAUGACUCACGAUUUUAUUAUGCCCAAUUAACCAGUGCAUAGCAGAAUAUUGCAGAAAAACUAAUUGCGUGACAAACGAGGCUAUCAACACAAAUGUAAUGUAAACAAUACUGUAUGGAGACGAAGAAUACUUUCACCAUUUUUAAUACCUUAAAUGACUGUCCAAAGUUUUAGGGAAGACCCCAGAUUAAACUAAGGGCUGUGAUGUUGCUGUACUUGGGAUAGAUUUGAUUGAACGGGAAGAAUAGACAUACUCCCUCAAAAGCUCUAGUAUCAGAAGCUAAUCCAGCAAUGGGCAGAGAGGGAUUGCUCGGACCAUUGCUUCAGGAAUAUGCUUAUAGAUCUAUUCACGGAUACACUGGUAAAUGUAAAAUGGAAGGGAAGAUGAUAAUUUAUUCAGUAAUUCAUGGAUGAAUAGAUCAGUAAUUCAUGGAUGAAUUGAUUAGUAAUUCAUGGAUGAAUUGAUCAGUAAUUCAUAGACAGAUAGAUAGAUCAAGAAGUUAUUAAUGAGAUUUAUUAUUGUAUAUUUUAAUAUUUGUGGUUUGAUCUAGAUAUUGUAUUUAUAGUAAACUACUGUACAUGUAUAUUAUGGUAGAAAAGUGCUAAAUGGGUGUAUUUAUUACUAACUUUAUAUAUAUUUCAAAAUUUUUAUCAGGAGUUGUUAUAGUAUUAAAUAAAUGUUUAUUUUUGUUGGAAUAAUUCUAGAAGAGGUUACUGCAUGUGUAUUAUGAAUUGUUAUUAUAUUUAUAUGUAUUUACAAUACAAACAGAUUUUCCAUUAUUACCUUAAUUAGAUAAUGGUUAUAUGCAAUAUGUUCAAAUAUAAUAAUGUAGAUUGCUUUGUGUUAGUACAGGGGAUUAUUGUAUUGGUUAAUCACUCACAUGCUCACAUUAUCAUGUGGAUGUAUAUUGUCCUCGCACCUGUCCGCCCAUUCAACCGGCCGGGCACCCGUCCAUAAUUUGUAUGUGGGCACUCGCUGAUUGUAUGAAAAAUCACAUAUUUAGCUUGUAGACACUCUAGAUGUCACAAUUUUUAUAAGACUUUGAUGAAACUUGAAAUGUAUGUUUAUAACCCAAAGAUUUUGGUUCCUGUCGAUAUUCGUGCAUUUAUUGGACCCUAACUUCCUGGAUUAUGGCCCCUAAUUGUACGAAAAAUCACAUUUCUUUUUUAGCUCAUUUUCUGUCCAUCUGUUGCAAAAUGUUGGCGUAUCUUGCAUUGUAAUUGCUUGUUGUGCAUUGGUCAUCAGGCAUGUAGGGUCGUUUUUAGUUACCCACGAGAGUGGCCCGCCCCAUGAUAAUCUAUGUUGUGAAGGUAUGUUGUGCGCUGCUUUGCCUGGGGGGCAUAUAAUGCUGUUAAGGCAUGUGUAUUUAUUUAACUGACAUGUAUUAAACUAUAUUUACUAAUUUCAAAUGGGUAUCCUAGCUUUUUUAAGCAAUGGGUUGUUUAGGUAGGUUUGCUUUAGAUUUAGAAGAACUAUUUAGAACAAAUAAAAUAACAUUCUGGCAUUAUUUAUUCCUAAUGUUUUAUGUAAUUAUUAAAAUGCAUAAUCAAGGUCUUAAAAGGGGUUUCUAUAGCAACUAAAAGGUGAAAGAGAAAUAUGUCACUGAUAUGUCUGGAUAGGGCUUACUUAGAGAUUUGAGAUAUAACUGUAUUACACUGAAGUAGAAUGAAUAUUUUUUAGGUGUGGACCUAAAAUUUUAUCAUAAAAUUAAUUUCAAAUAAUCACCAUUGGUGAUGUGUAACCAGAUUUAAGUCUAAAUAUACAUUUUUGCCGAAUAGUCAUUUCACAGACUUGUUGUUAGAUAAUCUGGAGUAGCUAAUCUUAUCAAAUUUCUAUGCACCAUAAUUUAGAUUUUGCACAAGGCAACAAUUUAACAAAAAUCCAUUAAACCAAACCAUGGCAUGUUACAUAGUUUUAGUAUUAAUGGUGUUUUGUGUAUGGAAACAAGCUACUGUUGAAUUAUUGAAUCUUUGUUGAAAUACUUUGUUGACUAUUGAAUUGUUAAAUAUAUAUUAAUAUAAUACAUGUAAAUCUAUUCUACAUUUUUCAAUAAUAAACUUUUAUCAUACAA
Messenger RNA from Patella vulgata (common limpet), 5679 nucleotides. Its product is annotated as late secretory pathway protein AVL9 homolog. Gene Ontology annotation, cellular component: cytoplasm. NCBI's taxonomy places the organism in Eukaryota, Metazoa, Mollusca, Gastropoda, Patellidae. The coding region runs from base 92 to 2614 and encodes 840 amino acids. The transcript has 15 exons. The record is from RefSeq and is a predicted model, not a curated record.